AUGGUAUAUGAGUCACAUUUUUGGGAACCAAAAUGGGUUUUACCUCUUUAUAUGAUACACGAUGCCAACGACCGCACAUUCUCCAAAGAACAUUCCGACACAGAAUCCCCUCGCUCCUGCCAACAAUUCACCCAUGUCUUCGCGCACCUCUCUAACGCUCGAGCAAAAGCUACGCGUGCACCUAAAGCUUCAGCAAACCCCUGGCCUAUCAAACCCCUAGCUCGACGAGUGGAUCUACCAGACGUUCAAUGUCCACAUCAGCCGAGCUACACUGGGAAGGUUGCGAUCUCUGGAACCUGA
Messenger RNA from Phytophthora nicotianae INRA-310, 300 nucleotides. RefSeq lists its product as hypothetical. The transcript has a single exon. The record is from RefSeq and is a predicted model, not a curated record. NCBI's taxonomy places the organism in Eukaryota, Oomycota, Peronosporomycetes, Peronosporales, Peronosporaceae. Bases 1 to 300 code for a protein of 99 amino acids.